AGUCUGCAGCGGCGGUAUGGCCCAUAGGCGUCCUGAGUAAGUUCAGCGGCCGUAGCCGGCGCUCGAGACCCGGCGGUGUAUCCGCCGGCCACUGCUCAUCCCCCACAACACGCCGCUCCUAUGUUGUUUCCGAUCAAAUGGAGCAAGCCACCGAUGGCUUACUGCCAGCACCUCAGCCGCUUCCUCUCAUCCGUCACCGCCAAAGCAGCGCCGCCGAUCCCCGCGCGGCGCCUCCCCCGGUCUCUCGGCACGUCCGCGCACAGUGCCCGUAUCCGGGAGCUCGCCCGCCUCGGCCGCGUGCGCGAGGCCAGGGAGGUGUUCGAUGCGAUGCCCCUCCGCGACAUCAUCGCCUGGAACUCCAUGAUCUUCGCCUACUGCAACAACGGGAUGCCCGACGCCGCGAGGUCGCUCACCGCCGCGAUAUCCGGCGGGAACCUGCGCACGGGCACCAUCUUGCUGUCGGGUUACUCCCGUCGCGGCCGCGUGCGUGACGCUCGCAGAGUGUUCGAUGAAAUGCCCGCUCGGAACGUCGUGGCGUGGAACGCCAUGGUCAGUUGCUAUGUCAAGAACGGGGACAUCUCCCUUGCACGCAGGUUGUUCGAUGCAAUGCCGAGCAGAGAUGUCACGUCGUGGAACACAAUGCUUACUGGGUAUUGCCAUAGCCAACAGAUGGUGGAUGCAAGGAAUCUGUUUGGACAAAUGCCAGAGCGAAACUUGGUUUCCUGGACAUUGAUGAUUUCUGGGUAUGUCCUGAUUGAGCAGCAUGGCAAGGCUUGGGACAUGUUUUGCACGAUGCACCGUGAAGGAAUGCCACCAGACCAACCAAACCUUGUAUCCGUGCUUUCAGCUGUAAGUCGUUUUGAGAAUAUUGGCAUUCUAGAGAGUCUCCGUGUUGUUGCUCUUAAGACAGGCUUUGAGAGGGACGUGGUCAUCGGCACAGCAAUGCUUAAUGUGUACACUAGGGAUGCGAGUAUGCUUGACAUUGCAAUGAAGUUCUUUGAAGGAAUGACGGAGAGGAAUGAGUACACAUGGUCAACCAUGAUCGCUGCACUAUCUCAGGGUGGACGAAUAGAUGAUGCUAUUGCUAUCUACCAAAGAGACCCUUUAAAGUCAAUUCCUAGUCGGACUGCGAUGCUCACAGGACUUGCUCGAUGUGGAAGGAUUAACGAUGCAAGGAUUCUAUUUGAGCAGAUUCCUGAGCCUAAUGUUGUAUCCUGGAACGCCAUGAUUACUGGGUACAUGCAGAAUGAAAUGGUUGAUGAGGCAGAAGAGCUUUUUAACAUGAUGCCUUUUAGAAACACAAUAUCUUGGGCUGGGAUGAUUGCGGGGUAUGCACAUAACGGGAGGAGUGAAGAAGCAUUGGUUUUGCUCCAAGCGCUCCAUAGGAAUGGGAUGUUACCUAGCCUGUCUAGUUUGACUAGUAGCUUCUUUGCUUGUUCGAAUAUUGAAGCUCUUGAGACAGGAAAGCAAGUGCAUUCUCUUGCAGUGAAGGCUGGCUGUCAGUUCAAUAGCUAUGUAUGUAAUGCACUGAUUACUAUGUAUGCCAAGUGCAGAAACAUAGGUUUUGUGAGACAAAUCUUUAGUCGGAUGACAGUUAAAGAUACUGUGUCAUAUAACUCUUUUAUUACCGCACUUGUACAGAAUAAUCUGUUGGAAGAAGCAAGAGAUACAUUUGACAACAUGACCAGUCGAGAUGUUGUCUCUUGGACUACUAUAAUAUCUGCAUAUGCACAAGCUGAGCAGGGGAAUGAGGCAGUAGAGAUUUUCAGAAGUAUGCUGUAUGAGCAUGAAUUACCCAAUUCACCAAUAUUAACAAUACUUCUUGGUAUUGGUGGAAGUCUUGGUGCUUCCAAACUUGGACAGAAAAUUCACACUGUCGCUAUUAAACUUGGAAUGGAUUCAGGACUUAUAGUGGCUAAUGCACUCAUAUCGAUGUAUUUCAAGUGUGGUUCUGCAGAUACUCUUAAGAUUUUUUAUUCAAUGGAGGAACGAGACAUUUUUACAUGGAAUACCAUUAUUACAGGCUAUGCUCAACAUGGCCUUGGAAGAGAAGCCAUCAGGAUGUAUCAACAAAUGGAAUCUGCAGGAGUAUUUCCAAACGAGGUCACUUUUGUGGGGCUUUUACAUGCAUGCAGCCAUUCUGGUUUGGUAGAUGAGGGGCGUCAGUUUUUCAAGUCUAUGAGCAGUGAUUAUGGACUAACUCCUCUGCUGGAGCACUAUGCUUGCAUGGUGGACCUAAUUGGGCGAGCUGGUGAUGUGCAAGGAGCUGAACACUUUAUUUAUGAUAUGCCUAUUGAGCCAGAUACAGUGAUCUGGAGUGCUCUUCUAGGGGCAUGCAAGAUUCACAAGAAUGUAGAAAUUGGUAGAAGGGCAGCUGAGAAACUUUUCGCUAUUGAGCCAUCAAAUGCUGGCAAUUAUGUUAUGUUGUCAAAUAUAUAUUCCUCCCUAGGGAUGUGGGAUGAAGUCGCAAAGAUACGAAAACUAAUGAAAGAACAAGGUGUGAACAAGGAGCCUGGUUGUAGCUGGAUGCAGAUAAAGAACAAAAUGCACUCAUUUAUCACUGGAGAUAAGGAGCACGAGCAAAUUCAAGAUAUAUAUGCUACCCUCCAGGAGUUGUACACUUUGUUAAAGGCUACAGGCUAUGUGCCUGACACAGAAUUUGUUCUCCAUGACAUUGAUGAAGAGCAGAAAGAGAGCUCCCUUCUGUACCACAGUGAGAAGCUUGCUGUUGCUUAUGGCCUUCUUGUUACACCUAAGGGCAUGCCCAUACAGAUAAUGAAGAACCUUAGAAUAUGUGGUGACUGUCACACUUUCAUCAAGUUCGUAUCCCAUGUCACCAAGAGAGAAAUUGACAUUAGGGAUGGAAAUCGGUUUCAUCAUUUUAGGAAUGGAAGUUGUUCAUGUGGUGACUUUUGGUGAUGCAUUAUUUUGACUUCAGAUGAGAUAAUGGGAAUAUCAUCAACUUCACAAUUUUGUGGAGUUGCAGGAGAGGAAGCAGACAAGAGUAUAUUGACUAACCAAAUUAGUGUACUUUAGCUUGCCACAGGUUAUUGGAUGCAAUAUUGAAGAAUCUGGCAAGUUCAGCAUUUUGCAAACUGAUGCAUGAUAUAGUGAACAGUCUGCUGUUAACUGAGUAUUUCUGCAUAUGAAUGUUGGCAUGUGGAGAGGGUCUAAACUCUAAACCAUGCUGUUACCCACUGUGCUCUUUACAGUGUGGGAAGUUGGCACUCAGCAUUGAUGAAAAGAAGAGCCAUUUCCUAUGGCUCAACAAGACAAAAGAGAGUUGGGAUCAAGUUCAUACUCCUUCCUAGGCCUGCAUCCAGAAUCGUUCACGAGAAACUCUACUUUAGUUUCAAAGUUUAUUGGAGAUGAUACAUCAUCUCAUUCAUUGAGAUCGAUGAUGGAGGACAAAGAAAGGAAAAGAAGGAUGUUUGGGCAACAGAACUCAGAGCAAUUCGAACUUGAAGUUUAUUGGAAAUGAUGCACCAGCACGUCUGUUGGCAUUGAUGAUGUAGGACAAAGAGACUAAAAGAAGGAUGUUCAAGCCACUGAACUCAGAUAAUCACUUAGUUGAACUUUUACACGCUUUCAGUGGUACCACUGUUGUUGAAUGCUACAAAUUCAAUCCUGCAUCAUAAGUAGAUAGUUGAACAGAUGGAAAUAUACUUAAGAGGGGUUAAAGGUACAAAUUCAAAGGAAUGCGAAGAUAGGAGGCCCAAUGCUGUGAACCACAUAUCAAGUGCUACAAAUUCAAUCAACAACUCUGAAGCUAGAGUGUCAAUGGGAAACUCAGAUAGGCGGGUAAAAUGCUAUGAACCAUACAGCAAAGGAGUGCUAAGAUAGGAAGGUCAACGACUUGGAAGAAAGACUACGAAUCUCGGUUGAAGGAGACGAAGGUAAAUCGUCAGGCAAUCAUGAUGAGAAAUCCUGGAAACGACGGUGAGGGAAGAGGAGCUCAAAAGUGAAUGUGCAAGAUAAGCUAUGAGCUCCCCCCCCCCCCCUACGUUUUUCUGCCGAAUGCUGCUACACGUACAGCCCAUUUGUAGAACUCUUUUACAACCGAGAGAUCAAAGCGCUCAAAUCACUUAGGUCGUGUCUCACUUAUCAAUCAAAGGAACUAAAACACCUGAUUGUAACGAAGUUGUACAAAUAGGUUAGGUUAAGUAUUUUCCUUUUCUACCAUUGUGUCAAGGAUAAAGUCCAAGAUGGGAAAUUUCUUCUCUCCCAGUACUUCUAUCUGAAGACUGAUGAGAUCAUUAUGUGCUCCAUCGUCGGUGGUGGUGCUAUUAUUCGUCCGGUGUGUUGUGUCAAAGCUCAAAAGGAUCAUAGGUGAAUCUAAGAGGCCUGUACAAGUAUAUUAGUCGUAAAUGGACAUUGUAUGUCACCGUGUGGUGUAGAGAGGUAAACCUGAAAUACAGAAGUUUUAUUCAAUACAGACAAUCCGCCCUGAGCAAAUAGAGACGCAACAACAA
This is a messenger RNA of Phragmites australis (common reed), 4472 nucleotides long. Its product is annotated as pentatricopeptide repeat-containing protein At1g09410, mitochondrial-like. The transcript is spliced from 5 exons. Bases 121 to 2919 code for a protein of 932 amino acids. The record is from RefSeq and is a predicted model, not a curated record. Gene Ontology annotation, molecular function: protein binding; zinc ion binding; RNA binding. Gene Ontology annotation, biological process: RNA modification. NCBI's taxonomy places the organism in Eukaryota, Viridiplantae, Streptophyta, Magnoliopsida, Poales, Poaceae.